AGUGUACGCUUUUGAACAGCUGAUCGGCUGUAGGAACUGGCCAUGUAGAUGUAGUAGGCGAUGAAAUGAGUAAUAAUCAUCUGUUUUUGAUUAUAACAGCUGUAGUUCAUCAAGUUUAUGUUCUGCUAGUAGUUUUCUGGCAAGGAAGGAAGGAAGGACGUUUUGCAUAAUUUAGAAGUGCCCUUCAGCAAGUUUAAUUUUUCUUCAUUAUAUUAUAAUUCAGCUCAAAAAAUGUUGUCUCAUUUACGGAAAACCAUUUCAACAAAAUUUUUGUCUAAUGUUAGAGCCUUGCGAACUACUCCUGCGGUUUCACACGAUACUCUUUUUGUACACAGAGAUACUCCAGAAGACAACUUGGAAGUUAAAUUCAAAUUUACUGAUGAGAACUUGAAGCGAGUAGAUGCGAUCCUGGCAUGCUACCCGGAGGGCCACAAGCGAGGCGCGAUGAUUCCGAUCUUAGACCUUGCACAGCGACAGCACGGCUGGCUGCCCAUCUCGGCCAUGCACGAGGUCGCCAACAUCCUCAAGCUGCCCAAGAUGCGCGUCUACGAGGUCGCCACUUUCUACACCAUGUUCAUCAGGAAACCAGCUGGCAAGUACAGGAUCGGUGUGUGCGGUACAACACCUUGCUGGCUGUGUGGCUCAGAUGACAUCUUCAACGUGAUCAGGAAGAAGCUGAACAUCGAGAUCGGAGAAACAACCGCCGACAACAAGUUCAGCUUGUAUGAAGUGGAAUGCUUGGGCGCCUGUGCUAAUGCCCCUAUGAUUCAGAUCAAUGACGACUACUACGAAGACUUAACAGCUGCUGAUAUGGAAGAGAUCAUUGAUAAGCUGCAGAGAGAUGAGAAACCAGCCCCAGGACCAAGAAGUGGCAGAUUUGCGGCAGAACCGAAGGACGGUCUGACCUCUUUGACUGAGCCUCCUCCAGGACCUGGAUUUGGAUGUCGCCCAGACCUGUAGACAAUUCUAGUAUCUAAUUCUUGAAACAGUAAAUUGUGUAUCUUUCUUCAUCUGUUCGAACCUUGUUACAUGUAAAUAUAACAUGAGUAAAACAAUUAUUAUGUC
Messenger RNA from Nilaparvata lugens (brown planthopper), 1065 nucleotides. It is a transcript of the gene ND-24, whose product is annotated as probable NADH dehydrogenase [ubiquinone] flavoprotein 2, mitochondrial. Gene Ontology annotation, molecular function: NADH dehydrogenase activity. Gene Ontology annotation, biological process: mitochondrial electron transport, NADH to ubiquinone. The coding region runs from base 232 to 960 and encodes 242 amino acids. The record is from RefSeq and is a predicted model, not a curated record. NCBI's taxonomy places the organism in Eukaryota, Metazoa, Arthropoda, Insecta, Hemiptera, Delphacidae. The transcript is spliced from 7 exons.